CUCCUACUCUCGAUUCAUUAUCCACCAGCGCACGUUGCCUCACCAAGACUGCUAGAUAUGCCUGUUACAGGCCUGCGUAGCCUAGUGCUGCUGCUUGUCUGCGCUCUUACUACUCUAGCUGCCAGCACUACCGGCACAACUAGCGAUGCCUCAAAACUCCCAAAGUCGGUCACCCUCUCCUACGAGGUGAUCGGAUCCUCCUCAGUCAAGCCGCUGGUCACUGUCUUCUACGACCCGAAAUCUCAGAAACAUGCCCUCUCGUCGUGGUCGCCUCCAAGCUUAGACUCCGUCAAAUCUACCACUCCUGAACCGACCUCUUCUAAGCUCCUGCGAAUCCUUCUUCCUAAUGGCAGCUCCACGAUUACAACCCUUGACACUUUCAGCGAAGAUGUCCACCAGAAGAUCGACCUCUGGAUUUCCCCGAAAGACGGCUCCAUCUUCUCGGCCUCGGUCUCAAGCUUGUCGCCCCCACCUUUGACACCAGAAGAAGAACGUUACAGGAAGAAGGUUGAAAGAGCUAAGGCCAAGGGGAAACCUAUACCAUCGCGGCCUCCAGUUCCAAACACAAAGAAGGCCAGGGAAGAAGCUGCAAAGCAAGCGGCCCUCUACGAGCCUAUCAAGGUCAACCUGAUCACGUCUUCGCCCGGGCCAUCCCCGUCACUCGCCACUCGCAAACCGCCUCAAGUGGACAACGAAGGACGAGAAGUUGUACAAGAAGAAGUGCCAGAAAAGAGUCUCUUCCAGAAAUACUGGUGGGUCGCCUUGAUCGUGCUGAUGCUCACAAUGACCGGUGGUGGUGGCGGAGGAGACAAAUAGGCUGGUCCUCUAGUCUCAAGUAUCGCCAAUGACAACCAAUUUUCGCCCUGAUUCUCUAGCUCAUUGGUUGAAUCACCCUGCUUCUGCAUUGAGACAGUCGAAGUCUGGACAUCCGUGUUUAUCCGCCGCAGAUUGCCCGGACGACGACAUCGAGCUCUGCCGGCUCUUGCUACUGCUAAACGGCAAGGCUCUUCACCUCACCUCUAUCAAAAGGCGCGAUACAUCUGUGUCACUCGCUGAAACCCAUGAAGCUAUCGCAUGAGUCAGCACUACGAGGACGUACAAGUAACAUGCUCGCUGCCCUGCGGACAACACACAUGAUCGAGUCGCGGACCUUGUCGACUCUGAGCCAAUACUAGCUUGCUCACAUAUUGCAACGAACCUGCGCGAUGCAGGACUAUUCAGAAUUUCACAGAAGGUUCAAAGCACGAAACCACGAAACCGGCUCACUUUACACUUGGGACAGUAGCACAACAAAGUGUGUUACACAUUCUAGGCGCCUUCAAUACGCAGCAGAAGAGGCUUCUGUCCGUGCUCGUGACCGGAAGGCAGUGUCUCUUAUUGAAGCCCAAGGGGACAGAAGCGAAGAGGGAUGACUAUUUCUGAAGAAUUAAAGUGUGCUGGCACGGUGCCUUGAGCUUACCUGGUCCCAGUGUUCCGAGGGUAUUGUGUAUGUACGACUGCGUUACAGAGAAUGAGACCCGCACUUUGGUGAGGGCCCGGAGGCUGGGGAGGUUUGAGACUUUUCCUGAAUCAAGAAUAAAACUUAUUUGCGACUCUUCUCUCUUUCUACAGAUAGAGUUCGCGAGAUAUCGGUACAGACGAUCUACGAAGGCGUGGUUGGUUACCGACCGUCAAACACUACUAGGCAGGCAAAAGUUCUUUCACUGCAUGAGUCAUCCGGUAGUAACGCGCAGAUAAAUACCUACCUUCUCCCCUCCCUCCAUCUCCCUUUUCUCUUUCCACGAACUGAUUCC
Messenger RNA from Exophiala xenobiotica, 1793 nucleotides. RefSeq lists its product as uncharacterized. NCBI's taxonomy places the organism in Eukaryota, Fungi, Ascomycota, Eurotiomycetes, Chaetothyriales, Herpotrichiellaceae. The transcript has a single exon. The record is from RefSeq and is a predicted model, not a curated record. The coding region runs from base 58 to 816 and encodes 252 amino acids.